GAAAAUUUUCGGCGAUAACGGUAACCGCCAACCGUUUGAAAAGCCACUCUCAAUCCACAACAGACAGCAGCGACUCAAAGAGUCCACCAGCCAGCCAGCCACCUCAACUACAGCAUCCAUCACCCACGCAGCGAGAGCAGCCCAGGAUGAGUGGACGCCGUCGCUCGCAGCGACUGGCUGUGGGAAGCCAGCAAACUGCUACAACGCAAAGCACGUCAACCCCGAAAGUGCGGGGCGGUGGAGCCGGCAAGCGGGCCGCGCAGAGCGUCCAGGGCAAGGACGUCAGUGAUGAGUACAUGCACGAUGUGCUUCUGCCAUCGCCAUCCGUGUCGAUGAUCGCCCCAGCAGACACGCCGGCAACCCGUCGAUCAGCGCGUGCAAGCACACGAAAUGCGUCUCUGGCAACAGCAUCCGUGCUGCGCAGCCGGAACAGCGCACAAACGAAGCCAGGCAGUGCGGCGCCAGCAGCCAGUGGAGCCGCGUCCAAGCGCAAAACGUCGUCCGCCAAGCAGCAUGGACAGCAGAAACGCAAGCAGACCCAGAACCCCAAGGGCCGCAAAGCACAGGCGGCACGUGCAAACGAGCACCUGCAGGAUGAGGGCGAGGAAGACGACGUUCUCAACAUGACCGACGACUUGCUCAGCGAAUCUCCAGCUCCGAGAAGCCGCCAAGCGCGCCGGGCCAACAACCGCAGCGGCGGCAACACCAACAGCAACAAGACGCGGAGCAAGGCAAGCGAGGCAGCUGCUGCAAGCAAGCAAACCCCUGUGUCAUCUUCUACUGCUGGCGAUGGUGCAGGUGAUGAGGAGGGUGCUGAGGAUGAUGACGAUAUCCUGUGCGCAUCGCCGGUGAAGCAGCAGCCAGCGAGACAGACACGUCAAGCGAACAAAACUGCUGCCACAGCUACAAUUGCAGACGCGCCAUCAGCUGGGGUAGCAAAGGGCAGCAGUGUGUCAACCAAGAAGGGCAGCAAGAAGGCCGCCACCAUUGCCGAGAAGAGCGCGCAGCAGAGAGGAAAGAAGAAGGGGGAGGAGAAGCAGAAGCAAGAAAACAAGCAGGCAGCUGAGACCAAGAGCAGCAAGGAUGUGAGCAUCCCUGAAUCCACAGCAGAAGCAACAACAAGUGUGGCUGUCAAUCCAGCAACGGGUAACGUCUUGAAGACGAGCACCAUGGCCGCUGAACCAACCGUUGGUGUCGAUACCACGACAACCACGGAUGAUGAGGCAGGUGACCGCAGCAGGGCGAAGAAAGCUGGCGCACGUGCCUCCGUGACCGUCAACAAGCAGGAUGCGCGCAAGGCAAAGGCGGCACUGAAGAAACACAAGGAGCAGUUGCAGGCCGCGGUGGCAUCGGCACCAGCGCUCAUCGCACUCCACACACAGCAUACUGACCGGAGCGACCCGUUUGACAUGUGCGAUGCACUCACGUCGAUGCCACGCGCGCAGCAGGGCCGCCUCUGGUCCGCCCUCCGCACAACACUCUGGCCGCUGUUUGACCGGUAUGUGGACGGUGAUCUGAUUGCGCAGAAGAAGACAGAGGACCUUGAGCAGGGUGCUGCUGAUGCGCUGCGUGUGUUUGCAGCGACGGCUGUGCUCCUCACAGCCGCUGUCGCUGAAGACAAACCGCACACCACAGACGACACCUUGCAGUGCGCACGCAUCCUCCAUGAGUCGCUCUUCAGUCUUCCCACGGGGAGCGACAGCCUGCGUGACCAGAUUGUGAAGGUCUGUGAAGCAUGGUGGUUCGCCGACCUCCCUGGCCGGGACCUUCUUGUGCCACUGACAGUCUCGCAGCUGCUGGUGCGGGCGCUGGUUGUCGAUGCGAAAUCGGCCGCAGUCAAGCGCGUUUUUGCCAUCCGCGACGCAUUUGAACUCAUUGAUCUCAGUGGAGACUCCAGCGAAUCGCUCCGGGGCCUGCUGCUGCAAGCAUUUGUCAAUCCAAACUUUGUGACGCUCCUGGAAGGACAGCGGUUUCUCAGUUUCAUCUUUGGACUCAACACAGAGUUCAUUGGUGCCAUCUGGGCUGCGGUGAAGGACACGCUGCCGCACUGCUCGUCGCGUCUGCUCGACGGCUACGGGCAGAUUCUUUACCGCGCGUGGCGCAACUCCGCCGCCGCCGCACACGCACGCAUCGAGCGCGACUGCAUCCAGGACUUGAUGGUGUGUGCAGUGCACGCCCGGCGCCAGGCCGCGCUGCCACGCAGGAGCGCAUUCCACGUGGCGUUUGCGCUGCUUGAUGUGUUUCACACCAACAAGAAGGAGCGUGGGGUGGACGAGAUGCUGACGCGGCUGUACGACCCAAUCAUUUGGCGGUCGACACAGGUUGCCAACGCGAUUGUUCGCGCAAACGCGGCCUCGCUCCUCUUUGCCGCAUUUCCCCUGCAGGACCCGCAGGCGCUGCGACAGGAGCGCGAGGAGCUGCUGCAGAAGCAGUUUGAGGUGUGCGGCCGGUUCCUGGAGGACAGCAGUCCUCUCGUCCGCCGCAUCGGUGUGGAGGGCGUUUGUCGCAUCCUGUCGACGUAUUGGGAGCUCAUUCCGGCCCAGACCACCUCCACCCUCCUCGGGAAACUGAUCAAGGACCUUGCACGAGACAAAGCGUCGCCGGAUGUCCGCGUGUCCGUCUUCAAAGGCCUUUCGUUCAUCCUCGACAACCCGCUCUCACGCAUGACGAUGAAAGGGCUGCUGCCGCACGUGUCUGCGAGUCUGCACGACACCUCCCGCCGCGUCCGCGCUGCCUUCCUUGACAUGCUCAUUGCUAUCAGGCCCAUUAAGAACAUCAGGUUCUUUGACGUCGUGUCUGUGGAUCACCUUCUGGCGCGCCUUGAGCUUGAGGACGCGACCAACGCGACCAAGAUUGUGCAGCUGCUGGCGUCGUCGUUCUUCCCGCUCGGCGCUGCUGGCGAUGAGGAGCGCAUCACACGGUGCAUUGAGCUGCAGCGGAAUUAUCCGCUGGCGUGCCGCCACUUCUUCAUGCUGCUCCUCCACACGGAUGUCGCCGUCACAGAUGCUGCACGCUUCAUUGUUAUCCUCGCAAACUACAUUGUGCACGCCGACAGCGGCGCUGACGAAGAAAAUGCAGAUGUUCUGCUGGACACAUUUGAGCAAGACGGCGAUGCUGAACGCGUCUCUGAUGAUGAGAAGCGACAGCUGGUCGAAGUUGUCGCCAUUCUCCUCAAGGCCAUCGACGAACACAGAAGCAGACACAAGAGCAUCCUGCGCAAGUUGGGCAAGGCGCUUGUCCCCUUUGUUGAGCACUUGCACGAGGUGUACGAGGGCGAUGCUGUCAUGCACGAUCUGGCGCUGCUCAUCGCCGCAACCGCGCCGGCGCCGCCGAAGCGAUCGGAAGUGCUGGCACGGGCAGAGGAGAUGGCGUCAUUGCCAGAGCAAUUUCUCCCGUCGCAGGCGGCGCACUACGUGGACUGGCUCUGCGCAUGCGAUCAGCUUCCGGCUGUGAUUCACAUGUGCGAGCACUGGCUGACGAACGCACUGGGUGUCAAGCACAAACCGAAGUUUGUGGCAGGGCCAAAGUCCAAGGGAAGAAAAGGCACCAAGGCGCCUGUCCUGUCUGCUCGCGAUCUGAAUGCGUUUGAGAAACACAGCAACAAGGCAGCGUUGGCCGUUUUUGCGUUUCGCCAUAUUUUGGAGAAGUAUGCCGCUCGCUUUGCGUCUGUCUCCGAUGCGUUUUCGAGCGUGCGCAAACUCCUUUACACAGCCGUCGCACAGGCAUCAGCAAGCGUUGGAAGCGUGGAUGCACACGUGCUUGCCGAUGCACUCUCGCUGGCGCUUGAGGUUGAGAUUCUCGCAGCGCAGUUGCCAAGCAAUGCGUCGUGUGCAGAUGACAAUGGCGAUGAUGGCGUGAACACAGCGGCCAUGUGGUCCAUGCUCACACAGCAGUUGAGAUUUGUCACCGAAUCUCUCCUCCCACUCUACGCUGACAGCUCUGCGCAGGCGAAGAAGAAACGGCACAAGUCGACCAUUUCCAGGGAUGACUGCGAGCUCAUCACCCAAACGGUGCUUCGCGGUGCGGUUGUGUGUGUGCGCGUGGAGCCGCCAGCACCCGAUGUUGCGCAGCUGUUGGCCAAAACGCUCUCGGCCGUCGUCACAGCAGGGAUUGGCGCUGCGUUGAGCGAUGUUGUUGGACAGCUCGUCGCCCAUUUUGCAACGGCCGCUGGGAAAUUGGAGGCACAUGCUCAAGAUGCGUCGCACCUUGCCCGCGUGGAGGCGAUGUUUGAUUCGCUGUUUGCGCUCGGUCCCGGCCACGAAUCCCUUGUCGCAGACACCUUUCUCUUCGUAUUCAAGGCGCUGCGUGGCAAGUUUGAGGGCGUGAUUGGCGCAAUGGCCCGGCGUGCAUGCACGACAAUGCUGCAGCACAAGAAACAGUCGAGUGAUAUUGACGCUUCACCCACUCCGCCAGCGCAGCAAACACUCAAGAUUGUGAAGAAGAACGGCGCGCUGGUUCGUCAGUUUGCGUCGCAGCUGCCACCACCAGAUGCAGAUGAUGACACGGCAUUUGUUUCGCUUCAGCUCCUGAACCAGCUCGUCGAUGGUGUGAGCGAUUUGCGUUCGCGGGAUCAGCACAUGACGGCGGCAAUGCUGCAAUCGCACAUCCACCGCACAUUCACACCACCUGCGCAAGAGAAAGAGGCGGAAGAGGACGAGGGCGAAACGAAGAAAUGGGGCGAGCGCGUGCUUGAUGGUGCUGCUGCUGUGUUGAAGCGCUUGGAUGAAAUGCAGUCCCAAGUGCUGACCAGUGCGUGACCGUGCUGCGUGACCCGUGAUGUGGUGGCGGCGACGUUUGCUUGUUGUUGUAUGCGUUGAUCACAUUGUCUUGUUGAAGCCCUUCUCCGCGUUCACGACUGUGUUCUUUACCAACCAGAAAAGCCUUGGUGCGAUUUCCCUCGUUGUGUGUGUGUGUGUGUGUGUGUGUGUGUG
Messenger RNA from Salpingoeca rosetta, 4931 nucleotides. RefSeq lists its product as uncharacterized. The coding region runs from base 147 to 4757 and encodes 1536 amino acids. The record is from RefSeq and is a predicted model, not a curated record. The transcript has 32 exons. Gene Ontology annotation, cellular component: condensin complex; nucleus. Gene Ontology annotation, biological process: mitotic sister chromatid segregation. NCBI's taxonomy places the organism in Eukaryota, Choanoflagellata, Craspedida, Salpingoecidae.